GCAGGACCGGAUUACAUAAGCGGAGUUUUUCCAUUAAAUCGUCUGCGAUCCAUGUCCCUCGUCACUCCUCCCCACCACCACGCCUCACCAUCACUCUACCUUUACUCUUACGCGAUUUGACAUAACUGUGAUGGCCUCGACGCCUCCAGGACGUUCGCCGUCUCCUCCUUCUCUCACCAGCAAUUCUGGAUCACCUAGCCCGCGGCGCACGAAUACGCUGGUGAUUACACAGCUACCAGCGACAUUCUUCGAGCCAGUCGUGCUUGAGGCGCUGCAGCACCACUUCGCCACGUACGGACCCAUCUACGCAUGGGCACCCUUGAAAUCUUUCUACAGGAUAAUAUUAGUGUACCGCUCGGAGGACGACGCAGAACACGCGAAGGAGAGCUGCGACCAUCUCAUCGUCGGGUCAAUAGACGACAGGUGGGCCCCACUUCAUACUUGUUACAUUCCUACACGCACUGAUUGCGUCUGCAGUCCCGCCGUGACGCUGAGAGUUUUCCGCGCCGACCCGACGACAAUCCUGACACCAUCCGGCAGUGGCGAGGGUAACAUGUAUCUUCGGCCUCCAGAGCAGGAGAAGAACUUCCUCAUCUCUCCCCCGGGUUCGCCACCCGUUGGAUGGGAACCUAUUCGAGAGGAGCCGCCCAAUCCGACGCCGCUGGCGGAUGACCUCAUGACUGCGCUGAAGAGGCUGCAGAUACAGGAGGAGAGCCGACAUAGAGGACCGGGCCCGGCAGUCCUGCUCGAGCCGGAAGAUGGCGUCGGCAUCAGCGUGUAUGUGGAAGACUGCGGCGAUGGCGAGGGGGCCAGAUGGACGCCUGCGCCAACAGCGUUGCCUCCCAUGCCGAUCCGUGCUUAAACGUAUUGUGAGUGAGAUGAUCCUCCUAGUUUUUUGUUUGUUGCGAGAAAGUCCGCGUUUUCUAUGAUGAUACCUUUUACAGACCUGUACCGACAUCCUUUUGGAUUAUGCGGAUUACUUCAUAUUGCUUUUCAUCUGAGAUACUCUGGCGCUUUCUACUCCGCUUCUAUGACCUUAACUAACGCUUGUGUCCAGACUCCUCGCAUUCGCCAUGCACUCCGCGUUGUUAU
Molecule: messenger RNA, 1092 nt
Organism: Fomitopsis serialis
Lineage: Eukaryota; Fungi; Basidiomycota; Agaricomycetes; Polyporales; Fomitopsidaceae
Product: Calcipressin-domain-containing protein
Exons: 2
Coding region: 131-862 (243 amino acids)
Biological process (GO): calcium-mediated signaling
Cellular component (GO): cytoplasm; nucleus
Molecular function (GO): nucleic acid binding; calcium-dependent protein serine/threonine phosphatase regulator activity
Source: RefSeq, a predicted model, not a curated record